AUGCUCACUGACACCCAUGGGAACACUGAGGAUGCUUUUCUUCUAUCAGUUGUAUCCUUUAUUAGGGACACCCUGACCACUGAAGAACAAUUGAUUAGAUCCCUCCCACUCCCAGCACCUCCAACAGCUGACCAUUCGUCAAGGAUUUCGUACGCAAUGCCCAAAAGUUUGUUACUGGAGAUGAUGAAUGCCAUCAUGUAUACAGUUGAUGCUGAAAAUCAGGUGGAACUGGAGGAAAAAACACAACUUAUUAAUCAAGUGUUGGAACUUCAACACACACUUGAAGAUCUGUCAGCAAGAGUAGAUGCAGUUAAGGAAGAAAUUCUGAAGCUAAAAUCAGAAAACCAAGUUCUUGGACAAUAUUUAGAAAACCUCAUGUCAGCUUCUAGUGUUUUUCAAACAACUGACACAAAAAGCCAAAGAAAGUAA
Molecule: messenger RNA, 429 nt
Organism: Ailuropoda melanoleuca (giant panda)
Lineage: Eukaryota; Metazoa; Chordata; Mammalia; Carnivora; Ursidae
Product: short coiled-coil protein B
Exons: 1
Coding region: 1-429 (142 amino acids)
Cellular component (GO): trans-Golgi network
Source: RefSeq, a predicted model, not a curated record